AAUGAUUUUUGUGCUGUUUUAAAAUGACCAAUUCUUAACUUGCUAAACACAUAAUUUAAUGCUUACAGUCAUAUGAAAACCGGUGAAAAUUUAAUAUUGCUGUUCAAGAAUGAACAAAAUAGCGAUUUAAGUAUUUGUCUUUUUCGAGAGUGUUUAUAGUUUUCAUUGGUUCUAACAAAUAUUAUUCGUUAAAUCAUCCAGCGGUCAGGGAAAUUACUAAACUCAGACAAAACUUCGUCCCUCAGAUUCAACUGGGAUGUGAACCUAAAAUGGAAUUCGGCUCCUCGUCGGCAGCUGGGCCCUCUUCCAGCUACAGCCAGGAAAACCAACCCAUUUUUGGAGUAUGUCCAGCAUGCCGUGAAAAAUUGAAAGAGAGCCGCGUGUUGCCAUGCGGACACUAUGUUUGCGGUCCAGACUCGUCUAAUAGAUGUGCUAUCAAAAUAAGUGGCAUGAGCAAUCCAAGGUGUCCAGUUGAAAACUGCAAAUACAACAAGACGAAAUUCAGACGCAAAUUCACCCAUGAAGAUUUGGCUGACGGGCAACCAGAAAUGUCAUCAGCUGCACCACCUGAGUACAAAUCCCGCCCACCAUCGAGAGAGCCAACUCUUGUGAGAAUGACUGCAAGAAGGUUUUCAACAAGAAUGACAAUUUCGUCCGUUCAAAGCAUAGGAGAAUGUCCUUCUUGUGGUAACAAACUGACAUGUAGCCGAGUGAUGCCUUGUGGACACUAUGUGUGCAACAAAUGCGCUAUUUCCAUUUGUGGAAAGAGUAAUCCCAGAUGUCCAGUUGACGAUUGUAAGUACAGCAAGAGGGACUUCAGAUGCAAGAUCACACAUGAGGAUCUGGCUGACGGACAACCAGAUCUAUCAACCGAUUUGCCUCCUGAAUACCAGUCGCGCCCGUCUUCAAGAGUUUCUGCAACACCUAUGUCACCAAUUUCACCAACCUACUCUGACACAUGUUCAAAGCCGAGACACAACAAUGCGAAGCUCGAUUUAUUCUGCAACAAAUGCAAAGAAUCAGUUUGCAAACAUUGUUGGAAAUCAGACCAUUCAGACAAAAAGAACCACGAAAUUGUGCCUUUCUCGGUUCUCCUGAAAACUGAAAAAGAUAUUGAAACUCGAAUUGGGCUCUACAAAACUGAGUGCUCUCAAAUAAAAACGUUGGAAUCAGAGUACAAGUUUAUUCAAGAAGACAUCGAAAAACUUCGACAAAAGCAAAAAGAAAUUACAGAAACUUUUGUUUUGUCUGAUCUGAGAAAAAGUUCAACUGAAGUUAAACUUGCUAUGCAGAAGAAUGUCGACGCUGUUAUAAAAUUGAAAGCCAAAAUCGGUGCCCAGUUUGACAAAAUAACUGAAAAACAUGGCCAGAUAUUUGAGGAUCACAGAAAACAAGCUGUUCUGGAAGAAACCUCGUUAGUCCCGAAUGAUACAGAAGAGAAUGAAGACAACUCAGCAGUUGGUGACGAAGAAUCCGAUAAUGAAUUACCAGAAACCAACUUCGCGGAAUGUUCCCUCGGUCAACACAAACUGCAAGACAGUAGAAAACUUCCUUGUGGACAUUUAAUAUGUGGUCCAAACUCAUCUAAACGAUGCGCGCAUUUCAUCUGUGCCAGUAGUGAACCCAGGUGUCCCAGAACAGAUUGCAGAAACCAUAGAACCAAAUACUCAUCAAACUUCAGUGUCAGCGAUUUGCAGGUUGAUUCUUAUAAUGGACUGCCUGCAAUUCAACCCCCGCCAUAUGACUCGCAAUUUCCAAGCGAGUCACAGUCAGACAAAUUCCCAGUAUGCAAAUCGCAUCGAGGCCAACGGAUGGAGUUUUAUUGUACAAAAACAGGCUGUGAAAUUCAGAUUUGUAGCGAAUGCUGGACUGAUAAACAUUCGGAUCACACAAACGACGUCGUCCCUUUUGAAAACUUGCUCGACUCUGAAACAGUCAAAUUUGAAAACAUUACUAAAUUCCAGAAACAGAGUCGAAAAAUUCUUGACAUUUUCUCUGAGUACGAAACUAUAAUUAACGACGUAGAUAACGCAAUGAAUGCCCAAAACUCAGUCAUGAAUUCAAAAGUAAAAGAAGAAUUGCGUCAAUUGUCUCAAAACGCUACUUUGAUUUUGGGCCGACAAUUAAACUCAAUAAAUGAUGUGAAAACAAACAUGUUGGAUACAUUUGAGCUACUAAUUGAGUCAGGCAGGCGAAUUUACAAUGAUUGUCUGCAGAAAUAUGUGGACGAAACAACGAGCACUGUAACCGCAGGUGCAGUUUCAUCUAAAAUCAAUAGCGAAAACAUUGGUAACAUACAAACUGUUGACAAAAAUAGCGGAGAAAAAAAAAUUGAUGAAGGCAGAAGACAUCACCCAGCGAAUCGAUUGAUGGGAAUUGAUGUUCAGAAACUUUCGGGCACAAUGGAGAUUGCUGGCAGAAUGGUUUACGACAGUGUUAACAACCAGCUGAUAAGCGUAGCUAAAAACAGAGAGGUACUCAAAGUGUACGGUUUGAACUUGAAAUCGGCGAGUACAAAACUGAACAGGUCAUUGAACUUGUCACGACUCAGAGAGAAAAGCAGCAGAGCCCAUGAUAUAUCUGACUUGGCAAUUGACAGCCGUAAUCGCGUGUAUGCCUGCAUUUAUUAUGAUAUUUGGAACUGUAAACCCUCAGUGGAAGAAGUGGAACUGAAAACCCUCAAGAAGAAGAACACAUUAGAUACUACAGAUAUUCUGAAUGGAGAAGGGACAUAUUGGGUGCUGUUGAGUUAUAAUGACACUAUUGCAGUAGUCGUUCAUGAUCAUCGUAAACACGGAGCAUACAGAUGGGCUAGUGUGACUGUUUAUUCCAAUCAGGAGAGACAACAUACAGUGCCCAUUGACAUAUUAACUCGAGAGCACUAUUUCGUUUCUACGAGACGCAAUGUGUUGGUCAAUGAGAACACUCUACUCCUCAAAUGUGGAUGGAGGAACAGAGUGGCAGUGGUCUCAUUGCCAAAACCAAAACCACGAGAACAACAAACGAAUGAAUCGAAUCAAACUAAAACACAAACGACAAAAGAAGCAGACAAUCUGCAACCUGUUUAUGUCAAGUAUAUCACUCUACGUGGAGUUAAAAAUCUUAUCAGAAUGGUUUGGAUACCAUCUUUAUUGGAGUCUGAAGACCAGCCUUCGACUAACUCAUUAAGAGGGUAUCUUUUUGCCUCGAGUUUGAAUGAAAACUUAAAUGCAUAUAAAACACUAGUGUACGAUAUAGACUUAGAGAGUGUGCUGUCCAAGGUUGAGAAUGGUGAAGAGACAACAAUUGAGCCCAUGUCAGGAGUAGCACCGUUGGAAGACAUAUUUGUCUUGUGUUUCAUAGAUCACUCCACUAUUUUUGCUUACACUUCAGAAGGCAGACUACGAUUACUCAAUCUCAAUUAUAGUCCACCUGAAUGA
Molecule: messenger RNA, 3419 nt
Organism: Symsagittifera roscoffensis
Lineage: Eukaryota; Metazoa; Xenacoelomorpha; Acoela; Convolutidae
Exons: 6
Coding region: 270-3419 (1049 amino acids)
Molecular function (GO): zinc ion binding
Source: RefSeq, a predicted model, not a curated record